AUCGCUCUGUCUUGACCGCAAAGUUUGGCUGACGGAUGUUUGAGAUGAACUCAUGGUUCAGAGACACAGGCCGGACAAGCAGGUGGCAUAGUAGUUGGAGCUGUGACCUUCCAGUGUCAGGGUCACGGGUUCAAAUCCCUGUUCCUGUUGCAGUUCCCUCGAUCAACAGGCUUACUGAGAUUUGAUGUAGUGUGAAUUCUCUACUGUAUAAGUGGGCAAACAAGUGCAACGAGUCGAUUGUCUAACACCGUAAGUCACUUUGGUGAAAGGUCGAAGGUCAUGUACGGCGGCUCUGAAUGCAACGGGGUCCCGGAGCGGAAGUCCACGGUGUUGGUGGCUGAGGCUCACGGGGAGCGCGUGCUGAGCAUCCUCAGGAGCUUCCGGGAAAGGAACGUGCUCUUCGACUUCAGCAUCCUGGUCAGGGGUGAGACCAUCCCCUGCCACCGAUGCGUACUGGCGGCCUGCAGUGACUUCUUCAGGGCCAUGUUUGAGGUGAACAUGAGGGAACGAGAUGAUGGCAGUGUGACAAUGAGCAACCUGUCCCCCAAGGCCAUACGGGCCUUCCUAGACUUUGCCUACACGGGCCAGACGGAGAUCACGGAGGACAACGUGGACAUGUUCUUCCAGCUCUCCUCCUUUCUGCAGGUGUCCAUCCUCUCCAAGGCCUGCAGCGACUUCCUCAUUAAGACGCUGGAACUGUCCAACUGCUUGCAGCUGCUGGCCAUCGCAGAGGGAUAUGGCUCUGCUUGCCUCCAGCAGAGAGCCAUAGAGUUUGUCAUGCAAAACUUCCAUGCCCUCAGCAAGACCCCUGACUUCCUGGACAUCAGUCCCGCUGUCCUGGAGAGGUGCCUGGCUGCGGAUGAGCUACAGGUCCCAGAUGAGGAGACUGUGCUGAAGGCAGUGCUCCUGUGGACAAAGCAUGACCUGGAAGCCAGGAGGCGCCAUCUGCCGCACCUUGUCUCAAAGGUCCGGCUGCAUCAACUUCCGGCCGACGCUCUGGAGGAGCUCAUGUGCUCCGAAGACCUCCUUUCCAGCGACGGGGACUGUGCUCGGGCCCUCGGAGACACCAUCGCAGGGCUGCGGGAGUUCGCCGGCUUCUACCCAGACGCCCGUCCCUCCACCACCGAGUGCUACAUCUAUGUGCACAAGACAGAGGAGAACGGCGAGAUCCGACACACAUUCUGCUACAGCACAGAGUCAGACCGCUGGAGGGAGCUGCCGCAGGCUCACAUGGCUGACUCGCCGGGCUCCAGCCUGUCCAGCUUCGGAGAGAAGCUGUUCAUCACCGGGGGCUGCAGGGGGCGCUGCUGCCGUGCGGUGCGCCUGCACAUCGCUGAGCCUUUCCAUGAGGCCACGGAGGAGACGUGGUGUUACUGCCCCGUGAAGAACAGCCUCGUGCCGGCUCCACCCAUGAACAGGCCUCGCACCAUGCACGCUUCCGUCAUGACUCUCAACCGCAUCUAUGUCGUCGGAGGAAAGACUCGAGGGGCCAGAAACAUCCGCAGCCUGUUGGAUGUUGAGUACUAUGACCCCCUGGCGCAGACCUGGAGAGCGGUGAGCCCCCUGCCCAGGGGUAUUUACUACCCUGAGGCAUGUGCCUGCAAGAGCGUCAUCUACACGCUGGGCUCGGAGGUGGAGAUCGCUGACGUCUUCAACCCGUCCCUGGACUGCUUCUUCCGAUACGACGCUCUGGCCGACCAGUGGUGCCAGCUGGUGGCCGAGUUCGGCCAGUUCUUUCACGCCACGCUGGUGAAGGCCGUGCCCGUGAACAGUGUGCUCUACCUGUGCGACCUGUCCACCUACAAAGUGUACAGCUUCUGCCCCGAGACGUGCGUGUGGAAGGGCGAAGGCUCCUUCGAGUGCGCUGGCUUCAACGCCGGAGCCAUUGGCGUCGCUGACAAGAUUUACAUCCUGGGGGGAGACUACUCGCCGGACGAGAUCACCGACGAGGUGCAGGUGUUCCACAGCAGCCGCUCCGAGUGGGAGGAGGUUACGCCGAUGCCACGUGCGCUCACGGAGUUCCACUGCCAGGUCGUGCGCUUCAAUCGCUACAGGGACCCCUGGAAGUGUGAUCCGGACCUGUGACCCAUGAAGCCCGAGUCACGGCUGAUGCAGAGCACUGAAGGGCAGAUAAAGUAGGACAGUUACAGCAGCAGUGAUACUAGGAGGCUCAGCUGUGGACAGGUGAGCCAGCUUGUAGCUGAGGAGAGGAAAACAAAAAAAUUCUCGUCCACAAUGAAGGGGAGAAAAACACACCUUUGGGGGUAGCGGUGCUGGUGGCUGCCCAGCCCUCUUGGACAUUUUACUGUGACUGUACUGUUUUCCUACCGGAAAUGUAUGCAUCUCAACUGGUAGCCUGUGUCGCAAACGUCCCCACAGCCAGGUCAACGAACACAUGUACUUUCAGUCAUACUUUCUGCACCACUGCAAUAAAAUGACACUGAUGGAUAUACUGUAUGUGUCACACAGGGCAAAGGUGACACCCUCUUUCUCACCAUCGUUUUCAAUGUCACCCAUCUCUGGAAAGGCUGACGGUGACAGCCAGUGCUUGGCAUUCCUACAAACACAGGGUGACUCCCGGCAGCAUGUGUCCACAUGAAGAAAAAAAACGCACCAAACUAUGCACCUUUGGACCGCCGGCGCAAUCUGCAGAUGAAGCUGUGCUGCUGUACCUAAAGUAAGACACUUUACCUCUGCUCAUCUGGAGAUAGGAGCAUCAUGGCAUGGUUUACAGAUCCAAACUGCAAUUGUUGUCAGUCGCCUUAUGUGUGCAUGUCUUGUAAGGCAAUUAUUCAGAAAUCUCUGUAAGAAAAGUAUAAGAUCUGCAGGAAAUAAAACCAGUCACUGAAAAAUCAUUUAUUUCUUAUACCACUUCUGGUGGUUUAGGAGGUCUUCUUUUCCAGUCAGUUGUACCACAGCAUUCAAGUGAAAUGUCUAAAUGUUUGUAUGAUUUGUAAUUUUGUGAAUCUUUUGCUUCAUAUUAACGUAUCACCAUUCAAAAUUCUUAUUAAAUGCUGCCUAUGACAUGAUAUACCCGUGAAAACAGGUGUUUUGCACUGUCACA
Messenger RNA from Scleropages formosus (Asian bonytongue), 3064 nucleotides. It is a transcript of the gene kbtbd3, whose product is annotated as kelch repeat and BTB (POZ) domain containing 3. Lineage: Eukaryota; Metazoa; Chordata; Actinopteri; Osteoglossiformes; Osteoglossidae. The record is from RefSeq and is a predicted model, not a curated record. The transcript has 3 exons. Gene Ontology annotation, molecular function: protein binding. The coding region runs from base 280 to 2085 and encodes 601 amino acids.